GCGGGGCCGCGCCCCUCACGGCCGCUGUGCUGCCGCCUCCCCGAAAAUGGCGCCGGGGCGGUUCUGGCGCUGCUGCCUACGCGGCGCAGGCUGGGUGCCAGUGCUGUUCAUCACUUUCGUGGUGGCGUGGUCCUACUAUGCGUACGUGGUGGAGCUGUGUGUGUUUACUCUUUCUGGAAAUGGAGAAAAUGGAAAGGCCGUUGUUUACCUUGUGGCUUUUCAUCUGUUCUUUGUUAUGUUUGUAUGGUCCUAUUGGAUGACAAUUUUCACCUCUCCCGCUUCCCCCUCCAAAGAGUUCUACUUGUCCAAUUCUGAAAGGGAACAUUAUGAAAAAGAAUUCAGCCAAGAACGACAACAAGAAAUUUUGAGAAGAACAGCGAAGGACUUACCUAUCUACACCACAUCAGGCUCAAGGACCAUCAGAUAUUGUGAAAGAUGUCAGUUGAUUAAACCUGAUCGGGCGCAUCACUGCUCAGCAUGUGACAUAUGUAUUCUUAAGAUGGAUCAUCAUUGUCCUUGGGUGAAUAACUGUGUGGGAUUUUCUAAUUACAAAUUCUUCCUGCUGUUUUUAUUGUAUUCCCUAUUAUAUUGCCUGUUCGUGGCUACAACAGUUUUACAGUACUUUAUAAAAUUUUGGACGCUUUGCCACAGGAAGUCUACACAGAGUUGUCCAAAGAAUGAACUCACAGAUACACGUGCCAAAUUCCACGUACUUUUUCUUUUCUUUGUGUCUACAAUGUUCUUCAUCAGCGUCCUAUCACUUUUCAGCUAUCACUGCUGGCUAGUUGGAAAAAAUAGAACAACAAUAGAAUCAUUUAGUGCACCCACAUUUUCAUAUGGACCUGAUGGAAAUGGUUUCUCUCUUGGAUACAGUAAAAAUUGGAGACAAGUCUUUGGCGAUGAAAAGAAAUACUGGCUACUUCCAAUAUUUUCAAGUUUGGGUGAUGGUUGCAGUUUUCCAACUCGCCUUGUGGGAAUGGAUCCAGAACAAGCUUCUGUUACAAACCAAAAUGAAUAUGCCAGAAGUAUUGGCUCAAAUCAACCCUUUCCUAUCAAACCACUUAGUGAAUCAAAAAACCGAUUGCUGGACAGUGAAUCUCAAUGGACAGAGAAUGGAUCUGAAGAAGGUACUGUCAGAUCAGGUUUAUAAAAACAUGGACUGAUAUUUUCAGUAUUAUUUGCAAGAAAAUUAUCAAUGGGAUGAAAUAAUUGAAGUAUAAAAGAAGAUAUAUUUUUUCAAAAAAGGAAGCCUUUGUAUAGAUCCCUGGAUCCACAGAAGCGCUACUGCAGAGCAGGAAGAUGCCUUAAUCUUAAGUCCAGCAUUGACUUAAAGCUGCAAAAGUGACUUGAUUUUACUUUGCAAAUAACACUUAUUGUUAUGAAAUGCUAUAAUAUGUCGGAUCACAUGUUAACAUGGCAUAUGUAUUUUUUUUGAUACCUGAGUUACAUUAUCAGAGUUGUUUCUUGGUGUCUGUAUGAAUUUUCACUCCAGAAACAGAAGCUAACAAAUUCUCUUAAGUAAAGAACAUCUAGGACAGUACGGUGGCUGAAACUGAAUAAUAAUAUCCAAAUUACUGUUGCUUGUACUAUGUAGGGAAAAGGAAAUGACUGCUUUCUAAAAAUUGGGUGUUUGAUCAUUUAUAAAUACUGUUUUAUACUUUUCAACAUUUUUAAUAAAGAUUUUUUAUUGUUGGCUAUACAAUAACACUCAGAA
Myotis myotis is the source of this 1714-nucleotide messenger RNA. It is a transcript of the gene ZDHHC20, whose product is annotated as zinc finger DHHC-type palmitoyltransferase 20. NCBI's taxonomy places the organism in Eukaryota, Metazoa, Chordata, Mammalia, Chiroptera, Vespertilionidae. The transcript has 13 exons. Gene Ontology annotation, molecular function: protein-cysteine S-palmitoyltransferase activity. Gene Ontology annotation, cellular component: endoplasmic reticulum; Golgi apparatus. Bases 47 to 1150 code for a protein of 367 amino acids. The record is from RefSeq and is a predicted model, not a curated record. Gene Ontology annotation, biological process: synaptic vesicle maturation; peptidyl-L-cysteine S-palmitoylation; protein targeting to membrane.